Messenger RNA from Leptinotarsa decemlineata (Colorado potato beetle), 1720 nucleotides. RefSeq names its product solute carrier family 30 member 1 (gene ZnT63C). Gene Ontology annotation, molecular function: zinc ion transmembrane transporter activity. The record is from RefSeq and is a predicted model, not a curated record. Gene Ontology annotation, cellular component: membrane. Gene Ontology annotation, biological process: detoxification of zinc ion; zinc ion transmembrane transport; intracellular zinc ion homeostasis. NCBI's taxonomy places the organism in Eukaryota, Metazoa, Arthropoda, Insecta, Coleoptera, Chrysomelidae.
UUGAUAUGGGAAAAUUUACUGGCAAAAAAUGUCGUUUGCUGUCGAUGUUAUGGUUGACUGCGCUGUUCUUCUUCGUGGAAAUAGUCGUAGGCUACAUCACAAAUUCUAUGGCUCUAGUAGCAGACAGCUUUCACAUGCUGAGUGAUGUAGCAGCAUUAGUUGUAGCCUUUUUAUCCGUUAAAAUGUCACCAAAGAAAUGGGCGAAAAAUACAUUUGGUUGGGCUAGGGCCGAAGUAUUAGGUGCCCUAGUGAAUGCUGUAUUCCUCGUGGCCCUAUGCUUUUCAAUUACCGUAGAAGCAUGUAAGAGAUUCAUCGAGGUGGAAACCAUCCACGAUCCUCAAUUGCUCGUUAUUGUAGGAGGAGUUGGACUUCUAGUCAACCUUAUAGGACUAUUAUUAUUUCAUGAACAUACACUAUAAUUCAACGUCGAAAUUUUGUAUCAACAUGGUNACAGUCGGAAUAGGUUGACUCAACUAGCUAUUACUGACGAUAAUGAAAAUGAUGAAACCUACCCUAUUCCAACACUUCAACCCGCGACAGCAAAAGAGAUGGGGCAUACUCAUUCUGCAGGUCAGAUGAAUAUGCGUGGGGUAUUUCUCCAUGUUAUGUCAGAUGCUUUAGGAUCUGUUAUUGUGAUAAUAUCAGCUCUGGUUUUUUGGCUAACUGACUGGGAAUACAAAUACUACAUCGAUCCAGCUCUGAGUAUUCUGUUGGUAUUACUCAUUCUUAACUCAGUCUGGCCUCUACUCAGAGAUUCUGCUUUAAUUUUAUUGCAAACUGUGCCAACUCACAUAAAAGUUGACGCUAUCCAAAACAGACUGUUGGCUAAAGUCGAUGGAGUGCUUGCUGUUCAUGAAUUUCAUGUUUGGCAGUUGGCAGGAGACAGAAUAAUUGCUUCUGCCCACAUUAGGUGCCGCAAUCUCUCUGAAUAUAUGAAAAUUGCUGAGAAAGUGAAAGAAUUUUUCCACAAUGAAGGAAUCCAUUCAACUACAAUUCAACCAGAGUUCAUAGACUAUACAGAUAUCCCAACUACUUCUAGAGCACCUGUUGAAACGACAGAGGAUUGUGUGUUGGAUUGCCCUAAAACAAACAACACAAAUGACAACUGUGUUAAAAAUACUUGCUGUGGGCCUUCCAAACAGGGCCGAGAUACUCCGUCUCCAAGCAACACCCCCUAUAUUUGUCGCCAAAGGAAUUCUGCAGCCAGCACAUCUUUGAAUAAUUUAGAAAUGAAUGAAAUGGAAAAAGGCGUUCUUCUGGAAAAGGGGACAUCACCCCUGCAAAAUGAAUGUGAAUGCAGCUUACGUGGCUCCCAGUACUCUCUCAGGGGUUGAUAAAUCAAGUUUUGGUUGAAUUUUUUUUGUUUUCAAGGUAUUCAGCUUUGGUUCUUGUCUGCUACGGAUUGCAGAAUUUUUAUGUAGCAAAUAAUACAGUGGAAACUACCUUGAAUGGCCCCUUCAUUAUAUUGAGUGUAAUAUUUUCGUAUGUGUUAAUAAACAGGAUGGACUGUACCGAAGUACACAAGUACCAGGGCUGUACAAAUUGGGGUGUUCUAGAAUGGCUUCAUAAUUUAUUAUAAACAUUUUGUAUGUUUCAUUUGAAAUUGAAAAUUUUAUUGACACAACUAUCAUAUGUUAUUUUGAUGAUUGAGCAUUUUUCAAACACAAGUGUUGAAAAUAUAUUAAAAAAACGAUUUGAUUAAACGAAUUUUAAAAAGGAA